This is a messenger RNA of Cotesia glomerata, 1334 nucleotides long. RefSeq lists its product as uncharacterized. The coding region runs from base 225 to 1334 and encodes 369 amino acids. The transcript has a single exon. The record is from RefSeq and is a predicted model, not a curated record. NCBI's taxonomy places the organism in Eukaryota, Metazoa, Arthropoda, Insecta, Hymenoptera, Braconidae.
GGUAUUCGGGCUGUAGCUGGUGUUAUGCGACUGGAGUUUAUGAUAGUUUUGCUGUUAGAUACCCAAUCACUCAACAAGCUUCACUACUGCGGACAAAAGAUAGCCAUACUAAAGAUGUCGAAGAAGUUGAAAAAUUGCGGAAACUAAUAAACGGAGUCAAAGGUAAUUGUGCAAUGCGAAAACUAAAUCAUUUCGAUUGUGUAUGGGGUUUUCCUUUAGAUUAAAUGCACGGCAUUCUAUUGGUAGUGGCACGACAACUUUGGGCAUUGUGGAGUAAGCCAGGGACUGAGUAUUAUUUAAAGCCCGAACAACGAAAAAAAAUUGCAGCUCGUCAGCUAAACAUUAAAAGACCACAAGAAAUUCAUCGACUUGUAAGAACUAUUGACCACACAGCAAAGUGGAAAGCUUCGGAAUGGGAGUCGUGGUUAUUAUUUGAUAGCGUCCCGUGUUUAUCUGGUAUUCUCAAUGAAAAAUGUUUUCAGUCAUAUUUCUUAUUAGUGUCAAGCAUUUAUGUCUUAAUGACUGACAAUAUAAGAGAAAGGGACCUUAUAAUAUGUGAAAUAAAUAUUCAAUUUGUACGUGAUUGUCAAAUAAUUUAUGGUGUUAGUUCAAUGACAUUUAAUUUACAUUCGUUGUUUCAUCUAGUAGAAUCUGUCAAACAAAGUGAACCGUUGUGGUCAACUUCGGCUUUUCUUUUUGAAAGCAUGAUUUUCCUUAUUAAACAUUACAUUACUGGAGUCAGUGGUGUAUCAAAUCAAAUAGUAAACUCAGUACUAAAAGAAAAAAAUAUUCGAUGUAACAUUGACUACAAUACUGAAUCCGAGACAUGUCGUAAAUAUUGUAAGGAUUUAUUUAAGCCGCAUCAACUAAAAAUUUGCACCCGAAGUGAUAACCAUGCUUUUCUGAUCGGCGAUGAAGAAUCACCUAACGAUAAACUGGUUGUGUUGAUCAGUAAAUAUUUCGACGAUAUUUCUUCAGUUAAAGUCUUCGACAGAUGCAUUUAUAAUAAAAUGGUACUUCGUAGCACGGCUUACAAUCGUCCGAAGAAAACAAAUGACACAGUAGUCCAGUUAGAUUCAAAAAAGUUUAAACUUAUCAACGGUUUUUUUUCUCAUAACAAUACCUGUUAUCUUUUUGGUAAUCAGAUAUUAACUGCUCCAACAAGUUUUCAGUCAAACACGCAAUUAUUCCAUAUCAUACAAGCAGUAAAUGUAGAAGGAGAAAUUAUAAUCAUCAAUAUUGAAGCUAUUUUAAAGAAAGUCAUUUUUUUUUCAACAGGAGCCAAUAAUUAUAUUUCUCUGUUUCCGAAAAAUAUUUAUGUUUUACUGAUAUAA